CCCGGCGAGCAUUUCCGGCGCCGCGGAAUUCCGGGUGCCGGGUGCGGCUGCUUGCUGGUCCGCCCGGUUGUGGCCGAGGAGAUCCCAUGAGCGCGGCUCCCUUGGUGGGCUACAGCAGCAGCGGCUCGGACGAUGAGGAUGAGGUCGAAGCCGGGGCUCAGGCCCUGCCGGGGGCUGGACGCCGCCCUCGUGGCCAGAGCCCCCUUCCCAGCCAGCGGCUGCCAGUUCCGGACAGUGUGCUGCACAUGUUCGCAGGCACUGAUGAAAGGCCUGAAGAUGACAGCGCAAAACAUGGGGGCCGUGUGCGCACCUUUCCCCACGAGCGGGGCAACUGGGCCACCCACGUCUACGUGCCGUAUGAAGCCGGGGAGGAGUUCCUGGACCUGCUUGACGAACUGCUGCCCCGCGCCCAGAAGUACGUCCCCCGGCUGGUGAGGAUGGAGGCCUUCCACCUCAGCCUGUCCCAGAGUGUGGUUCUGCGGCAUCACUGGAUCCUUCCCUUCGUGCAGGCCCUGAAGGACCGCGUGGCCUCCCGUCACAGAUUCUGCUUUACUGCCAACCAGGUAAAGAUUUACACCAAUCAAGAGAAAACCAGGACCUUUCUCGGGCUCGAGGUCACCUCCGGGCACGCCCAGUUCCUGGACCUGGUCUCAGAGGUAGACAGGGUCAUGGAGGAAUUCGACCUCACCCCUUUCUACCAGGAUCCUUCCUUCCACGUCAGCCUGGCCUGGUGUGUGGGUGAUGCUCGGCUCCAGCUGGAAGGGCAGUGCCUGAGGGAGCUGCAGGACGCUGUGGACCAGAUGGAAGACGCCGAGCUGCUGCUGCGCAUGCACGCCGAGCAGGUCCGCUGCAAGUCUGGGAACAAGUUCUUCUCGAUGCCUCUGAAGUGAGCACCGAAGCCCUCCUCGUCCCAGGACUCGCCGCAGGAGCCACGGGAGGCCUGGUGGUCCAGGCCGCCGGCCGGCGGGUUCUCUCCUGGCCCUUUUGGGUUGCAGGACCCGCGCUGCUGCGUUGUGGUCAUUCCCAAAGAUCACCAGUAGAGGGCAGACUGGGCUCCCUUGUACUAGGUCUGAUUUCUUCCACAAAGGCACACAAAAUGGGGUCACUCAGUGAGCCCACCCGUACUUGCCAGUAUCCCCACUGUAGUCCCUCCAACAAGCGGCCCCUCCCCACGCUCCCCCACGGCCCCUUCAGCUGUUUGCAUCCUGAUGCCAUUGGCCUCCGACCAGCUCCAGCCAGGACGCGGGGUGCUUCAAUGGGUCCGUCACCCUCCCUUGUUGAGGCUUGUCACUUUAUUCCUAGUGUCACCUCUUCCUAUGCCAUCGGACGCCAUUCCAGGGCCAAGGUACAGGGUGCUAAUUGGAGGUUCAGCAGCAGUUUUCUCCAUUCCUUCAUCCCACUCGCCCCCCGCCAGGUGCCUGGGGAGACUUGAGCAGAUGUUUCAUUUUGGCCUCGCCGGUGGCUUUCCGCCAGGCCUCCAACGCUUUGUGACCUCUGGUUUCCCAUCAGCUUUCCAAGAGGCUGAGAGGCACCUCCCCCCAACCCAGGCUCGCUUUCCACAGCCCCCAACAGCCUGCUCUGGCCUGCGGGCCUUCAGAGGGGACAAGGACGGGGGCCGGGCUGCACAGGCCUGCUACUCUGAGCCCUCACGAGAGCGAAGGACCAGUCCUCUCCAGUUGCCGUCCGGACUACUGGUGAUGGAUGAAGAGAUAGUUUCAUGUUAGAG
Molecule: messenger RNA, 1726 nt
Organism: Pteronotus mesoamericanus
Lineage: Eukaryota; Metazoa; Chordata; Mammalia; Chiroptera; Mormoopidae
Gene: USB1
Product: U6 snRNA biogenesis phosphodiesterase 1
Exons: 7
Coding region: 87-890 (267 amino acids)
Biological process (GO): U6 snRNA 3'-end processing
Cellular component (GO): nucleus
Molecular function (GO): 3'-5'-RNA exonuclease activity
Source: RefSeq, a predicted model, not a curated record